Molecule: messenger RNA, 1410 nt
Organism: Striga asiatica
Lineage: Eukaryota; Viridiplantae; Streptophyta; Magnoliopsida; Lamiales; Orobanchaceae
Source: the annotation of a GenBank genome assembly
GUCUUUUAUUGGGAAUCUAGGGUUUGGUAUGCGGUGUUGAACUUCAAUAGCCCUUGCUUUCGAAAUCAGAAGAAGGAAACCACAGGGGAGCGGGCUAUGGCGGCGAAUGGGCAGGGGAUAGAGCCUGCCUUGUUGGAUGACAUCAUCAACCGGCUUUUGGAGUUCCGCAAUGCGCGGACCGUGCGUCAGGUGCAGCUGUCGGAGAAUGAGAUCCGCGCUCUCUGUACGACGUCGCGUGAAAUCUUCCUCUCACAGCCUAAUCUCCUUGAACUCGAAGCCCCUAUCAAGAUCUGCGGUGACAUUCAUGGGCAAUAUGGAGAUCUAUUAAGGCUAUUUGAGUAUGGGGGAUUUCCUCCAGAAGCCAAUUAUCUGUUCUUAGGGGAUUAUGUGGACCGUGGAAAACAGAGUUUAGAGACGAUAUGCCUUCUUCUUGCCUACAAAAUCAAAUAUCCUGAGAAUUUCUUUCUCCUAAGAGGAAAUCAUGAAUGUGCUUCAAUCAAUAGGAUAUAUGGGUUCUAUGAUGAAUGUAAACGCCGAUUCAAUGUUAGGAUCUGGAAAAUUUUUACUGAUUGUUUUAACUGUCUUCCUGUGGCCGCUCUUAUAGAUGAUAAGAUUCUAUGCAUGCAUGGUGGUCUCUCUCCUGACUUGUCACACUUGGACCAAAUAAGAAACUUACCUCGUCCAACUGAUGUUCCGGACUCUGGCCUUCUCUGUGAUUUACUUUGGUCUGAUCCCAAUAGAGAAAUCAAAGGUUGGGGAAUGAAUGAUAGAGGUGUCUCUUACACAUUUGGUCCGGAUAAGGUGGCAGAAUUUUUAAUGCAGCACGAUAUGGACCUUGUUUGUCGUGCUCACCAGGUAGUAGAAGAUGGAUAUGAAUUUUUCGCUGACAGGCAGCUUGUUACAAUUUUUUCUGCUCCCAACUAUUGUGGCGAAUUUGAUAAUGCUGGUGCAAUGAUGAGUGUCGAUGAGAGUUUGAUGUGUUCGUUCCAGAUCUUGAAACCAACUGAUAGAAAGCGGUUCUUUCUGAAGCUUAUGAUAUUUUAUGCAAUGUCAUUUGGAGUGGAUUUUGAAACUCAGCCGAUCUCAAAAGAGAGGUUAACAUUUUACUACAGUGCUAUUGGAUCUGAAGGACUGAGGACAUAUUUUGUUUAGUGUAAUGUCUUAGAGGUAGAAGUUCCAAAAGACUGUAAUUUGGAAGGAAUGGUGCUCGGUUUUCUCAAGUGUUCUGUAUUAUUUUCUUUUUCUUUCUUUAUUUUUCCAAGAGACAACUUCAUGAUUCUGACUGUGUAUAUACACUCAAAGUCCUAUAUGUUGCAAUUGCAAAUUUGCAAUUGUAGGUUGUUGAAUUUCUCAGGUGGCUUACCUACGAUAUUCAUUCUAUUAACCGUUCAUCAAAUGUAGAACAAAUUA